Paramuricea clavata is the source of this 987-nucleotide messenger RNA. NCBI's taxonomy places the organism in Eukaryota, Metazoa, Cnidaria, Anthozoa, Malacalcyonacea, Plexauridae. The record is from the annotation of a GenBank genome assembly.
AUGACACUUGACAAGAUUGAAAAAGCAACCCAUAACGAUCCAGUAUUACAAAAAGUUAAGAAAUGUCUGAAAGAGGGAAAAUGGGAUGAGAACGAUCCUGAUCUUAAACCGUUUAGACUUUGCGCCGACGAACUUACGUACAAUGCAUCAGCAGGUAUACUGUUGAAGAACACACGGCUGGUCAUUCCAACAACAUUACAAGAAAGAGCAACAAAAUUAGGUCAUAUCGGGCAUCAGGGAAUUGAGAAAACGAAAAGCCUACUACGCGAAAAGAUCUGGUACCCAAAUAUGGACAAACGAGUGAAAGAAAUGGUAGACAAAUGCAUUCCUUGCCAAUCAGUCGGUCACGGUAAUAACCCGGGGUCAAUGAAAAUAACACCAACCGAAGACAAACCAUGGACUAGUGUAGCAAUCGACUUCUAUGGUCCAGUACCCCGAACUGGUCAAUACCUGCUAGUGGUUAUCGAUACCUACUCAAAAUUCCCAGAGGUAGAAAUAGUCAACUCAACCGAAGCAAAACCUUGCAUACCAAAAUUAGAUACGAUAUUUGCCAGAUAUGGAAUACCAUCAAAAAUAAAAACUGACAAUGGACCCCCAUUUAAUGGGAAAGAAUUUGAAACAUACGCUAAAACCCUUGGUAUUGAAUGGAAAACAAUUACACCACUAUGGCCCCAGGGUAAUGCCGUCGUAGAAAGAUUUAUGAAACCAAUUGGAAAACUCUUGAAAACAGCAGAAAUUGAAGGAAAGAAUUGGAAGCAAGAACUGCAAAGGUUUCUACUUCAAUACCGUUCAACUCCUCAUCAAACUACUAAAGUCGCUCUGUGUGAACUACUUUUUAACAGAAAAAUUCGGGGAUAUUCACCAGAACUCACAAGGAAAAAAGUAGUUAAUAGACACAAGAGGGCGAAGCAGAAUUUGGAGCAGAAGAAAGGAGAGAACAAAGAGUACUACGAUAGAAAUAAAAGAAGCUGGGAUCAAAAAGGGUGA